UUCUCCCUCCAACUUGUCCAUUGCUGCCUGCUGGCUAGCGACUAUGUCAAAAGACGAGGUAGCCGUGGACGCCCAUUGACAUGAGAGAUCGCGAUCCGCUUGAGAUCGGCUCUCGCGAGACACCGAAAGAGACGAAGCGACGUGUCCCCGAGCAGACGAUCCCGCGUAGCGACAUGGGCACCUCGGAUCUACGAAGCUGGCCGAUUUUCAGUCUACUCGAGCCGGAAUUCGUCUCGCGGAUUCACAUGGUUGUGGUCUACGCAGGUAACCUGGGCAACGAGGCCUUGAUCGUGACGAGGGACAAGACUGUGUACGCCCUGGGUAACAAUAUCGCCGGCUGCCUGGGGACGGGGGACGCGCACAGCACGCUGUAUCCGAAGAAGGUCGAGGCCCUAUGCGACAAGGAUAUAAAGACGUUCGCGUACGGCAGCGGACCUCAUGUUCUGGUGCUCACAAAAGAGGGAGAGGUGUAUUCCUGGGGCCACAACGGUUACUGCGAGCUGGGGAAUGGCACGUGCAAUCAAGGUCUCACGCCUACCCUAGUGAACAUGCCGAGUCUAGGCGGCGCUCUGGGCAUGAAGCGCAUCGUGGACAUCGCGUGCGGGAGCCACCAUUCCGUCGCUCUGACCGAAGACGGCGAGGUGUACGCCUGGGGACAGAAUAACUGCGGGCAAGUGGGUAGCAGCAUCAGCACGAAUCAGGGCGCGCCCAGGCAGGUGAACUCCAACCUGGCUGGGAAGAAGGUCAUUCACAUCUCCUGCGGUCAGACCUCCACCAUGGCGGUCGUCGAAAACGGCGAGGUGUACGGCUGGGGCUACAACGGCGUCGGCCAGCUGGGGAUAGGCAAUUACGUCAACCAAAUGACGCCCUGCCGGGUCGGCUCGCUGAUAGGAACUGUGAUAGUCAAGGUGGCCUGCGGAUACGCGCACACGCUGGCGCUGACGGACGAGGGGAAGCUCUACGUCUGGGGCGGGAACAGUUACGGCCAGCUGGGGAUCGGCAACAAGACGAACGCCUGUAACCCAGUUAUGUUGGAUCAUCAGGUGAAGCACGAAAUGGGAAGGCUGUCCGACAUCGCUGCGCUGCACUACAAUCACAUAAGCGUCGGCGUCGGCGAGGGAGGACGUGUCUACAUGUGGGGCCACUGCCGCGGUCAGAGCGUCACGACCCCGACCGCCACUCCGUUCUCAAACGUGCACGACGCGCUCGCGUCCUACGGAUCGCCGAGCGUUAUGCACGAACCGCUGAUCCUCCACCUGAACGAAGAGUCGAGCCUGUUGGAGAGCCUGGGAGCCGCGUUCGACGAUCCUGAGACGAGUGAUCUCACGAUACAAGUGGACGGCCAAUGUAUCCACGUGCACAAGGCUAUCUUGAAGAUUCGCUGUCCGUACUUCCGAACCAUGUUUCAGCACAACUGGGCGGAAAACAACCAGAGCGUCAUCGAGCAUGACCAAUUCUCUUACGGCGUCUACAAAGCCUUCCUGAAGUAUUUGUACACCGACGUGAUCGAUCUGCCUGUGGAGAAAGCAUUAGAGCUCUUGGAUCUGGCUAACUUGUACUGCGAGAACAGUCUCAAGAAGCAUUGUAUUCGGAUGAUAAAACAAGGAAUCACCGUGGCAAACGUCGCUUAUUUGUAUAGCAUCGCGAUCGAGUACAACGCGGAGGAACUAGAAGAAUUCUGUUUCAAGUUCGCUUUGAAUCACAUGACGGCUGUGACGCAGACGGAAAAUUUCGCCAAGCUGGACGAGAACACGGUAAAAACUUUUAUAAUUAAGGCGGGCAAGGCCGGUGUUUUUAGGACGUAAAUUCGUCUGUUUACCUCAAGGACAAUGCGCCUCGACGAGAAUAGGCGAAAUUCGCCGAGUCUGUCUGUCGCCGCACGAAAGCUCGUGGCGCAUUUCACGACGAGAUACUCCGACAUUCUAUUUCUUAAGUUUGCAUUUCGCUAUUAGCAUUUUGUCGCAAGUGAUAAAUGGACGCGACCGACGAGUCGCGCGGACUAUCUCGCGCGUCCCGCAAUAAUAUUUCGCACGAGAGUUUUCUUCGCCGAUCUCGGAGAUUGUGAUCUUGCAAAGGUACCUGAGAUUAUCGUAGAAUUCGCGUACACGGAAGAAGAAGAAAAAAUUGGCGACGCCACUUAUCGAGGGAGAUCGAACUCGCGUCCGCGACGACGCGUUAAUCUGCGUAACGACGUUGAUUGACGACGCGUCGAGUUUGUCGAACGAUUGCGAAAGUUAUAUUGUUCCGCAUUUCUUUUUAUUAUUUCUGUGAUAUAGCGUAUCUAUUUUUUUGCGAUCACGCCGACGUCUCUCGCCGAUUUUGUUUGUCAGACGGCGAACUUUGUAAAAUAUAAGUAUACGCAUGUACGACGCGAAACAGUAGAAAUAAACUUUUUUUAACACCGCCAA
This is a messenger RNA of Vollenhovia emeryi, 2408 nucleotides long. Its product is annotated as RCC1 and BTB domain-containing protein 1-like. NCBI's taxonomy places the organism in Eukaryota, Metazoa, Arthropoda, Insecta, Hymenoptera, Formicidae. Gene Ontology annotation, molecular function: protein binding. The record is from RefSeq and is a predicted model, not a curated record. The transcript has 10 exons. The coding region runs from base 81 to 1805 and encodes 574 amino acids.